Molecule: messenger RNA, 4175 nt
Organism: Nelumbo nucifera (sacred lotus)
Lineage: Eukaryota; Viridiplantae; Streptophyta; Magnoliopsida; Proteales; Nelumbonaceae
Product: AMP-dependent synthetase and ligase family protein
Biological process (GO): amino acid activation for nonribosomal peptide biosynthetic process
Molecular function (GO): protein binding
Source: RefSeq, a predicted model, not a curated record
ACAGGAGAUACCAAGCAUCUGUACUAGAUGUAUGACAACCUCCACAAAAAUGUGUUUAUUUUGCAAAAUCUUUUCAUUUGAAAGUUAUUUAUUACAAUCUUGAGUUAGAGAAGCAUGUAUCCCUUGAGCAACAUAUCAAGCAGAAACCAAGUUAUUUCAUUUUUUUUGUCUCCAUUGACUUGCAUGCUCUCUGUAACACAGUAUUGACUUAUAGCUCUUCUGAGCUCAUUAUCUUAUUAGCAAAUUGCAUGCCAAUAUGGAAAAAUGGUUGUGCAUACUCUGCAUCGCCCCUUGUAGAGCCACAUCCUCCUCCCAUCAGUUGACUCCGUGGGACUCUCGUAGUUAUUUGUAGGCUCAUAAUUGUAUUAGUGAAGUUCGUUUCAUUCAUUUCAACCGCUGAGCCGAAACACCAAAUCCAACGUUCGGCAUUCGGUUCCGUUUGAAAAUUUUUGGCAUCUCCUCAAGCUUUUCCCUGUGGCGCGGGGUUUUCCACAUGGUCAGCAUUCUCUCUCAGAAGCAAAGAUGGCAGAAAAAAUCGAAGAGAAGUUCCAUUGUUGCAUUUCUCACGAGUUCUUCAGGGCAGCUUCGAAGAACCCCAAUAAAGUAGCAGUUAUACACGCCUAUGGUGGCGCUCGGAUUUUCAGGGAGUUACGCGAGAAGAUGGACGAGUCAGGUUUCUACCACGACCAGUCAGAUGAUUUCAUAGCUGGCCGUCGUGUAUCUUCGUAUCCUCCGGUGUAUGAAGGGGACGAGUGUUUCACUUUCUCCGAAAUUUUGGACGCAGUUGAUGACCUCAGCUCCCGUCUCCGCCACAUAUUGGAUGGCGGUGACGAUCCGAACUUGAUUAGACCAAAAGACUAUGUUCAUCAAGAGGACACAAAAGAUGGAAAAACUUGGGAGUUGUCAGGAAAGGUCAACCUUAUUGAGAACCCAGCGAGGAUUCAAAAUGUGAAUAGUAGCACAAAAAUAUUUGGAAUAUGCAUGGUGCCAUCUGUUGAAUACAUUAUUACUGUUUUCUCAGUUCUGAGAUGUGGUGAAGCAUUCUUGCCCUUAGAUCCUUCAUGGCCAAAAGAUAGAUUACUAUCCAUAAUUUCUUCUUCAAAGGUUGCGCUUAUUAUCAGUUCUGGAUCUUCUCAUUAUACAUGCAAUCAUCACCACCUUAACUUGUCUAAUUGGCUAGUAGAUCAGAAUUAUUGCUCUGUGCUAAACAUAUCUAUGAAGGCAAAUCUUAAAGGGAAAUUUGGACAGUGCAAUUUGGGUUGGCCUUGUGAGUGCAGAACCAUGAAAACAUUCUGUUAUUUAAUAUACACAUCCGGAUCGACUGGAAAACCUAAGGGUGUAUGUGGUACCGAGCAGGGUCUCUUGAACCGCUUUUUAUGGAUGCAAGAAUUGUUUCCCUUACUUGGUGGUGAAGUUUUACUGUUCAAGACUUCAGUCAGUUUUAUUGACCAUAUACAAGAGUUUCUUAGUGCCAUUCUUACUUCAACCCCAUUGGUCUUGCCUCCUUUUGAAGAGUUUAAGGCGAAUCCAUAUUAUAUUGUUGACUUUCUAAAGGCCUAUUGUAUUUCAAGGCUUACUGCUGUUCCUUCACUUAUGAGAAGUAUUCUCCCUGCGAUGCACGGUCCUUCUGUUAUCCAGGUCCAAAGGUCCUUAAAAUUGUUGAUACUUAGUGGAGAAGUUCUAUCAAUAUCUUUGUGGGAUAUGCUUCAGAAGUUAUUUCCAGAUACUAAUAUCUUGAAUUUGUAUGGAAGUACAGAGGUAUCUGGAGACUGCACAUAUUUUGAUUGCAAAAAGUUGCCAACAAUUCUGGAGACAGAGGAACUGAAUAGUGUGCCAAUUGGAGUACCUAUUCCUAACUGUGAUGUAGCACUUGUUCAAGAAUUGAAUGCUUCCCGUGAAGGAGAAAUAUAUGUUAGUGGUCACUGUAUGUCCAUGGGGUACCUCCUUAAUUCUACUUUUAUGACUUCAGACCAUGUAGAGUUGCCUCAGAACUCCAUUCUAAUUGGUCCUUCCAUCAAGAACCCUGGAACUCAAUUAUAUUUUAAAACUGGUGAUAUUGCAAGGCAGCUUCCAACUGGUGAUUUGGUUUUCUUGGGAAGAAGGGAUCGUAUUGUGAAAAUCAAUGGGCAACGUGUUGCUUUAGAGGAGAUUGAAAAUACCUUGAGGGAUCAUCCUGAUGUGGUUGAUGCUGCUGUAAUACAUCAUAAAUUUCAAGGUGAAAUUGGUUACCUUGUAGCUUACUUAGUAUCCAACAGGACAGAUGAAUUCUUUAAACUUUUGAUCUCUUCUGUUAGAAGUUGGUUGACAAGAAAGCUACCACCAGUUAUGAUCCCCCAACAUUAUUUAUGUAUUGACUCACUGCCUAUAUCUUCCACGGGGAAAAUAGAUUAUGCUAUUCUGGAAGGAUCAGAAUUUCUUGGGCAAGAGAUCUUGAAUGAUACUGAUGAUUCUGAAUCUGUUAGAUGUCUUAAGCAAACUAUUAAACAGGCUUUCUGUGAGGCCUUGAUGGUUGAAAAGGUAAUGGACAAUGAUGAUUUCUUCAUGAUGGGUGGCAAUUCAAUUACUGCAGCACAAGUUGCUCAUACGCUGGGAAUUGAUAUGAGGUUGUUAUAUGUCUUUCCAAGCCCAUCGAAGCUUCAAUAUGUUAUUGUAGAGAGGGAAAGGCUGUAUAAGGAUGAUAUGAGCAUUAGCCAUGAUUGGGAAGAAAAUUCAAAAGCACAAAAGCAUAGCUUUCUUCAGUCAUUUGAUUCAUCUAUCUCUGGUCCCUCCAUCUCUAAGUCACCUGAAAGGCCAUUGCAAGUUCUUUCUGGACAUAACGACAGUUCUGUUAGUUCUAAAUAUUUGAAAGUGGAUUCAUUAAAUUCAAGUAUCCUUUCAGAGAAGAGAUGCUCAUGGAUUUCCAACCUUGAUGUAUCCACAGCAUGUUCAUUCAGCCGUUGUAACAUGGUGAUGCCUGAAGGGGAAUAUGAAGUUAAGGAUCAGUGUCAAGCAAGCUGGUCAGUUGAGAUCCCAAGAAAUGGAAAGGGGUAUUUGCAUGAACUGUGGCGAGUUCAUCUGGAAUCUUGUGUUGAUGCGUCACCACUAGUUGUUAUCCAUGGUGGCCAUAUGUACUUAUUUAUUGGAUCUCACUCACAUAUAUUUGUCUGUGUUGAUGCCAUGAGUGGUUCUGUCCAAUGGAAGGUCAAAUUAGAAGGAAGGGUUGAAUGCUCAGCAGUAAUUGUUGGUGAUUUUACUCAGAUUGCAGUUGGAUGCUACAAAGGGAAAAUCUAUUUUCUUGAUUUUAUGACUGGCAAUUUCUCUUGGAUCUUUCAAACUGGUGGUGAGGUUAAGUCGCAGCCAGUAGUGGACAAACGCAGGAACCUCAUUUGGUGUGGAUCUCAUGAUCAUAAUAUUUAUGCUCUGGAUUACAAAAAUCACUGCUGCAUUUUUAAGAUCUCAUGUGGUGGGAGUGUAUUUGGGUCACCUUCCAUUGAUAUGGUCCGUGACAUGCUUUAUGUGGCUUCUACUAGUGGGCGUUUGACAGCCAUAUCGGUAAAGGCUCUACCAUUCAGUACCAUGUGGCUGAAGGAGUUGGGGACUCCAGUUUUUGGUUCUCUUUCUGUCAGUUGUCGCAGUGGCAAUGUGAUAUGUUGCUUGGUUGAUGGACAUGUAAUUUCAUUGAACUCAAGUGGGUCCGUCAUCUGGAAGGUAAAAACAGGUGGUCCAAUUUUUUCUGCACCUUGUAUGUCUUAUGUUCUUCCUUCUCAGAUCCUUGUAUGUUCUAGAAAUGGAAGUGUGUACUCAUUUGAACUGGAAGUGGGAGAGUUAUUGUGGGAAUACAAUAUUGGGGAGCCAAUAACUUCAUCUGCAUAUGUAGAUGAGAACUUGCAGCUAUGUAAUCGUUCUCGUCUAGCUGACAGGUUGGCAUGCAUUUGUGGUAGUUCAGGAAGCAUCUAUUUGCUUCAGAUCAACUUGAAUGUUAUUACAGAAAGAAACCAAUCAGCAAAAGACCAUUUGGGCCCAAUGGUACAGGAAUAUGCAAAGGUGAACCUCAAUGGAGACAUUUUCUCAUCACCUGUGAUGAUUGGAGGCCAAAUAUUUGUUGGUUGCAGAGAUGAUUAUGUACAUUGUAUUGCUGUGGAGGCAAAGAUUUCAGCAAGAAUAGUUGGUAGCUAAAAUGGAUCAUUCUUCAGCAA